Molecule: messenger RNA, 1677 nt
Organism: Radiomyces spectabilis
Lineage: Eukaryota; Fungi; Mucoromycota; Mucoromycetes; Mucorales; Radiomycetaceae
Exons: 13
Coding region: 1-1677 (558 amino acids)
Cellular component (GO): cytoplasm
Molecular function (GO): flavin adenine dinucleotide binding; oxidoreductase activity, acting on NAD(P)H; 2 iron, 2 sulfur cluster binding
Source: RefSeq, a predicted model, not a curated record
AUGGAUAACAGAAAGAAAAUCUUUGCUGCCACCGAAGGCGAACUUCAGGAUAUGCAAAGAAAGGAGGUCACGAUCGGAGAGAACAGCGUCCUUCUUGCUAAACUCGAUGGAAAGUACUAUGCCACUUCCAAUAAGUGCACUCAUUACGGCGCCAAAUUGACGGAAGGCACCUUUUCUUCCGAUGGUCGUAUCAUGUGUAAAUGGCACGGUGCCUGUUUCAACGUCAAAACGGGCGAUAUUGAGGAUGCACCUGCUUUGGAUAACUUGGUCAAGUUUGAGGUGUCUGUAGAAGAUGGCAACGUGUACGUGCACGUGAACGAGAAUGUUCUCGAACAAGCACGUCAACGACCUCGUUGUGUGAAACGCGAUCCUACCGAGUCAGAAACCGUUGUCAUCAUUGGUGGAGGUGCUAGUGGUGCCGCGGCGGCUCAGAAACUUCGUGAAGAAGGCUUCAAGGGACGCAUUCGCAUUGUGUCCCGUGAAGAUUACUAUACUAUUGACAGAAUCAAGUUGUCCAAACAAUUCGGUAUUGAUGAUAUCAACAAGAUUACACUGCGCCCGAAAUCAUUCUGGGACGAUCUCGAUGUGGAAUUCCAAUUGAACACUGAUGCUGUUGAUGUCAAGCCUGAAUUGAAGCAGGUUCUUUUGAGCAAUGCCGAUACAUGGACAUACGAUCAUUUGAUUCUGGCUUCCGGGGGCUGGCCCAAGAAACUGGGGCUUUCUGGUGAAAACCUGAACAAUGUCUUUACCAUCCGUAUGGUGCAAAACAACCAGGAAAUCUCCAAAGUUAUCGAAAAGGUCAAGAAUGAAGAAGGAAGAAAAGCCAACCUUGUCAUUGUUGGUUCGUCCUUUAUCGGUAUGGAAUACGCUUCGGCGGCCAACGAUAACGCCAACGUCACUGUGGUGGGCAAGGAUAAAAUCCCUUUCACUGCGGUCUUGGGUGAACGCAUCGGUUCGACCAUGAUGAAGUUCCAUGAAUCCAAAGGCGUCAACUUUGUGAUGGGUGUCAACAUUGUAGGCUUCAAGCCUAAAGCCAACGAUCCCUCUGCGGUGGGAUUCGUUUCUGUGGAAGGUCAUGACGACAUUCCUGCGGAUCUUGUUCUCAUGGCGGUCGGCGUGGCUCCUCAAACGGACUACAUCAAGUCAAGCAAAUUAAGCCAAGCUGAAGAUGGUAGCUUGGAGGUCGACCAGUACUUCAAAGUCAAGGGCACCGAUAACAUUUACGCUUCAGGUGAUAUUGCUACCUUCCCUUAUCAGCACACUGGCGAAAAGCUCCGCAUCGAGCAUUGGGGCUUUGCAGAAAACACCGGUCGUACGGUGGCAAUGAACAUCAUGAAGAAGAACAGACCAUUUACCCAUGUCCCCUAUUUCUGGACGGCUCAUUACGGUACGACUCUUCGCUACGCUGGAUUUGCCAAAUCGUUUGAUGAUGUGAUUGUCCAAGGUGAGCUGGACGAUCUCGAAAAGCUCUCGUUUGUGGGUUAUUUUGCAAAGGGCGAUACUAUUUUGGCUAUUGCUUCCUAUAUGAAGGAUCCCAUUGUCAGCUAUUGCGCUGAAUUGUUGCGUAUCGGCAAAAUGCCAUCGGCUUCGGACAUCCGUAACGGUGUUGAUCCUUUGAAUAUCUCCUUGGAAGUCCCCUUUGAAGGACAGAGCAAGCGUGCCGAUGGUUCAAGUUGA